Messenger RNA from Opisthorchis viverrini, 489 nucleotides. RefSeq lists its product as hypothetical. Lineage: Eukaryota; Metazoa; Platyhelminthes; Trematoda; Opisthorchiida; Opisthorchiidae. The transcript has a single exon. The annotation marks the transcript as partial. The record is from RefSeq and is a predicted model, not a curated record.
AUGUUUCCGUGUGGCAAGUGUAUUCAAACCAGAAACACCGCGCUGAACUCAGUUCAAACAAGGCUCCGAUCGAGACGGACAUUUCGUCAACCACUGGUUCAUGCCAUGCCUCCCCGAUGGACUAAUCCUUCUAUGGUUCUCACAUUUGUGCUCCUCUCUUCCCUCACCAAUACCGUACAGACGAAACCCAUACAGAACGCCGUCAGUCUCACCGAUCCACCAGUUCCGGAACAAGCGAACACAGAAAUCCAAGAACAGCGAGCCAGAAUAACUUCCAUGUUGUGGCUACAAAAUAUGGAUCCGAUCGCAAAUGUGCCCACCGCAAAACGAGAAAAAUUGGGCACGAAUCCGGAACACAUAGGGUGGUACUAUUUGGUGAGAUCUUUCUGUCAUCGUGAAGUGAUGCGGCCAAUGGGAGGCGGUCAUUUGACCGGUCCUUGGUGCACAUACUACAGACGAAUCAAUCAGCUGAUUGCUGCGAUGCGCAAG